UUCCGCUACUUCUUUUGCCUAUUUUUGAAAUGACGUGACAUGUUUGACCUAAUUCAAGAUCUAAGUGCUUUAUUUAUAGCAGUUUUCAAUUAAACGAGCUAAACAAGUACAUCUAUUGGCAAUAAUGUGGUUGAUUGCGUUCAAUUUUCGUCUCUAGUUCAAUUUCACUGUGAUAUCUUGAAUAAAAUUUUAUUUACACAUUUUAUCGAGGAUAAAAAAAGCAAUAAUUAUUUUUCUAAUAAAUAAAGAAGUGUUAUCUAUCCUUAAUAAGAGUAUAUCCUAAAUUACUUUAUGAAUCGGGACUGUUUUAAUAAUUUACGUAAAAACCUCAAAAUUAUUUCAUUGAAAUAAAAAAUAAGAGCCAAAAAAUGUCGUUCGUAAAAUGUUGUUUUGAUGCUGGCGAAGGUCAUGACAUUCUGGAAUCAUUUGUGCAAAAAUGUACCGAUCCUGGCUGUUGCUGUGGCUGUUGCUCCGCACUUCGGCCAAGAUACAAACGUCUAGUUGACAAUAUAUUUCCUGCGUUACCACAGGAUGGCCUCGUCAAGUCAAAUAUGGAGAAGCUUACGUUUUAUUCACUCUCCAGUCCGGAGAAACUGGAUAGGAUCGGGGACUACCUCUUUCAAAAGGCUUCGAGGGAUAUUUAUCGGCGAAGACAUGGGUUCGUAAUAAUAGCCAUGGAGGCAAUGGACCAGCUCCUCUUAGCGUGCCAUUCGCAGACGCUCAACCUUUUCGUAGAGAGCUUCCUCAAAAUGGUGCAGAAGUUACUGGAGUCCACAGACCCCCAACUGCAGAUUCUUGCGACGCAGAGUUUCGUCCGAUUCGCGAAUAUAGAGGAGGAUACGCCAUCAUACCACCGUCGGUAUGACUUCUUCGUGUCCAAAUUCUCGGCCAUGUGCCACAGCAAUCACACGGACAAACCCACGCGAGAUAGUAUUCGACUCGCCGGGAUAAGGGGAUUGCAGGGGGUGAUAAGGAAGACUGUGUCCGACGAUCUGGUGGAGAAUAUUUGGGAGGCUCAACACAUGGAUAAGAUCGUGCCAUCGUUGUUGUAUAACAUGCAGGGCGCAGAGAAAUACGAGACGGUGUCGUGUCUCGAGCCGGAGACGGACACGAGGGAAGGCAUAGAGGAACCGCCCAAGCUGGCCGAGGCCUGUCUCCGGGAAUUGGUUGGGCGAGCCUCCUACGGACACAUCCGAUCAGUCCUCCGACCCGUACUUACGCAUUUCGAUCGCCAUGAGCUGUGGCUGCCGUGCGAUUUCGCCGUUCACAUAUUCAAGAUUAUCAUGUUCUCUAUUCAGGCGCAGUACUCGUACAGCGUGGUGGAGGCCUUAAUGCAGCACUUGGACGCCAGCGGAGGGGGGUCAGGCACACGCGUCCGCGCCGCUCGAGCCACAGUUCUUAGUAAUAUCGUUGCCAUCGCCGCUGGUGAUAGUGUUGGUCCUUCGGUGUUGGAAAUAAUCAACAAUCUCCUGACAAAUCUCCGUGCAUCGGUAGCUCGAGAUUCCGAAUUGUCAUUCCAGAAAGAGUCAGACGAGCGUCUCUACCAAGAGGCGUUGAUCAACGCGUUGGGCGAGUUCGCGGACCACUUGCCCGACUUCCAGAAGAUAGAUAUUAUGAUGUUCAUCGUCAGCAAAAUACCGAGCGGUCGCGGGAAGCCCACCAAGGCCGACUGUAUGCUGCAAAGCAUUCUGCUCAAGUCCCUGCUCAAGGUGGGAACGACGUACAAGACCACGGAGCUGAGUAAAGCCUUCCCCGCGGCGUUCCUCGAGGCCCUGCUGCGAGUGUCGAGCACCAGCGAGGCGCGCACCAGGGCGCUGCUGCAGAGGAUCCUUCACACGCUGCUCGACAGACGGGCGAACGCCCCGCUGCUCAUCGUGCCCACAGUGAAUUAUGAACAACUAGGCCUGACCGUGGAAAAAUGCUCCCGUCCCGACUUGAUCUUCAUCAGCAAACACGGCUACGCUAUCUUCAGCUCGCUGUAUGAAGGCCUCCAGCUCGAAUCGAACACGGCCGAGAACAUAUCGGCCAUAUACACCACUCUAUCUCUGCUCGCCAUCGAGCUGGCCUCCGAGGAAACCGUCUGCGACAUGCUUCAACUCAUUCUGGCUAUCCAGCAGUCGGCGAUUUCGAACCCGGUGCUGUCUGCGGCUCAGCAGUGUCAGCUCCACGCCGUAGCCGUCGCGCUGGCGGCUUUGGUUCCGCACGUGCUGGUGCUGCCGCCGCUCGGCGAUUACGUUAAGCAGAUAAUAGAGGCUCGUCGCGAAGAAGCCGAGCACAUGCUGCCGCCUCUCUCGGACGAGUACGACGUGCCGCCCAACAAAUUGCCCAACAAGUUGCCCUACUUGAUGAUCGACCAGAUGGCGCUGGGCGAAUGCCUGAAGGCGAGCGGCAUCGAGCCCAGCCGCCUGCAGACCGCGUCCCCCUACACCGGCGGCGCCACCGUCGGCCUCGCGCACCGCCACAGCUGGGUGGAGGCCGGAGCGACGCAGGGCCGGGACAGCCUGGCCGACAUAUCCGCGGGACCCGUCACCGAACUCGACAGCGCCAACAGCUCCCCCGGAGUGCAGAGGCAUCCCGCGCAGAGCGAGAGCGUGAGCCUGGAGGCGCUGCGUCGGGCGGCGAGCGGGCCGAGCGAGGCGGAGCGACGGGACGCGGAGAGGAGGAAGGUGUCCCUCAACAACACCUUCCGGACUGCGCCCUUCGACCAUCUGCUGCACAUCACGCAGCCCAAGUACGAGAUCCAAGACAAGCUGGAAGAGAUCUUCAACUCCAUCUCCGAGGAGCCCCUCCUGCCCGUCGGAGCCGGCUCGCCCGCGGGCAAGACUCAGAACCAAGUACAGCCCUACACCAAGUAUUUGACGGAGCUGUUUCUCUACUGAGGUGGACGGUGUGAUCGGCCUUUUCGUACGUUAAAAGGCCGCAGUGGACUUUUCUCGCAGUAUCCAGAAGUUAAUAAUAAAUGCAAUGCAAUAUCUUAAAGCCGAUUUAGUGAAAUUGAGAGAUUAAAACAUACACACACACACACACGUACAUUGUUUGAAAGGUUUCGUUUGUGAGAGCAUCGUCACAUAUUCUUCCUCGAGGCCAGUCUUUCGGGGUCACUGGUCGGCAUGCUUUUUAACUUAACCCGGCUCGAGGCGGGCGAGGUGGUCGACUAGGAAUUUGGUAAAUUAUCUGAACCAGUGGGAGAAUGGUUCCACGAAAACGAUCAAAACACAGAACACUUGCACUUGAACAUAAGAGUAGCGGCGCUCGAGAAGCGUCUUAGGACUUAACGGAAACGGUGAGAUCUGGGGCGAAAGAUCCUCCUUCUACACCGGUCUAUAGUUUUGGGGACGAUAUUUUGCCUUCUCGGCCGUCUAUCAAGAUGCAUCGUGAUACUGAAAUACGAAAUGUAAUAAUUACAACAUAUGUAAACUUUAAAUGCGUAUACGAUACGUUACGUAUACGUUCAUUCGAUUGAGACGUUUAUGAAUCGGUAUGAGGGUAGUCGCUAAAUAUGGGGUUUGAAUUUGAGGAAACGCUUAUAUCAUAAUGCUAUUAUACUAAUACUACUAUAGGUAUUGUAGUUGGUAAUUAAAAUUCAUUCGUCGGUUAAAAUAUAUAGACACAAAUAAUAAGUAUAUACAUAAUCAAAAUUGAAUGACGGAAUACCUGGAGUGUCCCUCUGACGCCAAUCGAGUUUCUUUGGAGCGGCUCACGCCCGAUGCAAACCGGUAUUCGAUCCGUCCGAAUUUCACGAAGACAAACUG
Molecule: messenger RNA, 3752 nt
Organism: Pieris brassicae (large cabbage white)
Lineage: Eukaryota; Metazoa; Arthropoda; Insecta; Lepidoptera; Pieridae
Gene: stmA
Product: protein EFR3 homolog cmp44E
Exons: 20
Coding region: 369-2879 (836 amino acids)
Biological process (GO): protein localization to plasma membrane
Cellular component (GO): plasma membrane
Source: RefSeq, a predicted model, not a curated record